ACGGAAGAAGGCAACACAAAACAGACACCAAAGGCAUGCAGCAGGCCCCGCGGAUCGGAAUGGGGUCGCAGUUUUGUCCGUGCGUGCCUCAGCUCGUGACCUCCUCGACCCCGGCCUGCAGCCUGGCCCUGGCUCCCCGGCCCACACGACACGCCCACCACAAGGAUCUCCGUUCUCCGGUGCCGACGAUCUCCCGGCCUCCUCCACAGCACUACUAGCUAGCAAUCAGCCAGCGGCGGCAGCAGCAAUGGCGGACGACAACACGGUGACGCUGGUCCGCCUCAUCCUCGCCAUCAUCCUCCCACCGCUCGGCGUCUUCCUCAAGCACGGCCUCAAGUUGGAGUUCUGGAUCUGCCUCAUCCUGUCCUUCUUCGCCUACCUGCCGGGGAUCAUCUACGCCGUCUGGGUGAUCAUCAAGAAGGACGACGACUAGCUAGCCUAUGCAUGAGUGACUGAUCAACGCCACAUGACCGCCGGACCACUGCACGCCGGCCAAGGCAGGCAUCGACGUCCGUGCAUUAGCCUUUUUAGCAGUAGCUAGCAGUGUACACGAUUAUUGGGUUAAUUAUUCCGGCUUUCGCUGGAAACAACAUUUUUUUUAUCUUUUUUUAAUUAAUUGUAAGUGUAAGUAUAGGGAGGAGGAGAAGGGGUGACUAUUAAAGGAGUCGUCCACCGCAGUUGUAGCUAGGCUUGUUUAAUUCUGAGGAUGCAUGCAGCAAGCUAGUAGUAUACUUUCUUGUCUUUGCUGCGAGUACAGCAGUACACUAGACUUGUGGCGAUGACGACGCAGCUAACUUGAAGUGUUCCAGACGCUGACGCAGCGUUGAGUGCAAGCAAAAGCUGACUAGCUGAGGCGUGCAUGGAAACGGGUCAAGCAGUCAGACAGAGAGCCUGCAGUUUCAGGGUUUUUCUUUGCGGAUGACUGACGCAUCUCUUAUCAUCUCAUCAGGCAGUUUUGUAAAGUUCAAUAUGAAGAUGCGUCCAAUGAAGAAAGCUAGCACGCUUCAAUUAUUUGGACAAGAAAAGCAACGGUUUUGAUCUUAUUUAACAAGCUCAUUAUUAAGAGCAACCGCAAUGUGCUGCAAAAGUGGUCCAUAAGCCUUUAAAUAUUCUCUAUAGACUGGUUGAUACACUGUGAGAGUAGUCAAUAGGGUAGUCCAUAGCAUCAGCUAUCCAUAUGCUUAUGGGCUGACCAUAGGAAUAGAAAAACAAUUCUUUCUCUCUCUCCCUUAUCUCCUACCUUGCUGCAAUGGCCGGCCGGACUGUUGGUUAUCUUUUUUUUAUGUGUUAGUGGGCUCCACCUUAUGGUUGAACAUUGUGAAAGAGGAGAUAGUUAUGGACUACUGAUACUGGACCCCUCCUUAUGGACUACU
Molecule: messenger RNA, 1373 nt
Organism: Sorghum bicolor (sorghum)
Lineage: Eukaryota; Viridiplantae; Streptophyta; Magnoliopsida; Poales; Poaceae
Product: hydrophobic protein RCI2B
Exons: 2
Coding region: 248-433 (61 amino acids)
Cellular component (GO): membrane
Source: RefSeq, a predicted model, not a curated record